Molecule: messenger RNA, 1249 nt
Organism: Cryptomeria japonica (Japanese cedar)
Lineage: Eukaryota; Viridiplantae; Streptophyta; Pinopsida; Cupressales; Cupressaceae
Product: probable protein phosphatase 2C 20
Exons: 4
Coding region: 97-939 (280 amino acids)
Biological process (GO): protein dephosphorylation
Cellular component (GO): nucleus; cytosol
Molecular function (GO): cation binding; protein serine/threonine phosphatase activity
Source: RefSeq, a predicted model, not a curated record
CGAAGCCUUUCAAACGUUCCACAAUAUCCAGGAAGAGCGGUGUAAGCGGAAAAACAGUGCUAUCGUUUAGAGGAUUUUGUCUACUCCAAAAGGAUAAUGCAGAGUGCAAUAAACCCAAGAAGCUCAUGGUGUGGUGGAGGUCAGAGCGGUAGGCUAGGCAUUGAGUUUGGCCAUGCUCAAGUUGAAGGAGUGACAUCCCAUCCCAUAGAAGAUUAUCAUGUGGCAAAAGUUAAGCAGUUUGGACAUGGGGAUAGAAUUGGAUUGUUUGCUAUUUUUGAUGGUCAUGGAGGCUCUGAAGUGGCGAAAUAUCUUAAAGAAAAUCUAUUUGAUGUAGUACUGGAACAUCCCAAAUUCAGCACAGAUACACAACUAGCAAUCAGGGAAUCAUUCAUGGCUAUUGACCAAAGGAUACUAGACAUGGGCGAAACAAGCAGAGCAUGGAGGGCAGGUUCUACUGCUACCACGGCAUUCCUCAUGGACAAGGGGAGGCUUAUUGUUGCAAAUGUAGGAGAUUCAAGGGCUAUUCUUUCACGUGGGAAGGUUGCAAUAGACUUGUCAGUGGAUCACGAACCACAAAAGCCUCAAGAACGUGAGAUGAUUGAAUCCAAAGGAGGAGAAGUGAGUAGAAUCAUCAGUGGUGAUGUUUACAGAGUUGACAUGACACUUGCAAUGUCAAGAGCAUUUGGAGAUUACACCCUCAAGGCACAUAUAACAGUUGAACCAGACAUUUGGGAUGACGAACUCACAGCUGAUGAUGAAUUUUUCAUCAUUGCUAGCGAUGGCUUAUGGCAUGUCAUGAGUAGCCAGGAAGCAGUGGAUCUAGCCAGAGAAGCUCCUGGAGCAAAAGAAGCUGCCAAAGCACUCAUACAAGCUGCAGUGAGGAGACACAGUCGUGAUGAUAUUUCUGUCCUUGUAGUUGGUCUUGGGGUUAAUGAAUAACACUGUGUUAGGUAUUACGUUCCUUUUACAAUGCACAUAAUAUAUUGCCCAUUGCAUAAGAAAGGCUAAGAGCUAAGAGAGGUCGUGUUUUUACUUUCUGUUAGUCCUAAACUCUGUGCCAAGGUUUGUUGGGUAAAGUAUACUUCAAGUUUUCACCAUUUUCCUCAAAGCAAAUAGAUAUGAGUAGUGGUAGCAACCAUCUAGGAUUUCAUAUUUUGUAUUUAAACUAUAUUGCAAAUGUAAAUACAAACCAAAUAAUCAUGUUAAUGUUUUAGGAUCCUUAUCAGUGACAAUAGAUCCAAUCUUAUUU